Molecule: messenger RNA, 1737 nt
Organism: Amaranthus tricolor (Joseph's coat)
Lineage: Eukaryota; Viridiplantae; Streptophyta; Magnoliopsida; Caryophyllales; Amaranthaceae
Exons: 3
Coding region: 50-463 (137 amino acids)
Source: RefSeq, a predicted model, not a curated record
CCUCCUCUUCUCCUUCUCUUCUCUCUUCUCCCUUCUCCCUCACUCACGGAUGAAACCGUGCACCACCGCCACAGCAGCAGCCUCCCUCACGCACAGUCACGCUCUACAGCAGCCGGCCCUUUCUCUUCCCCCCUCCACGGCAGCAACCAGCAGAAGCCAGCUGCUCCUCUCAGUCCUUCCCCCUUCCACGAGCAGCCCCAGGCAGCAGCAUAGCAGGCUGCGCGUUCUCCAACAGCAGCCGGCUGAUCUGUGUACCGCCAGCAGGUCAGUAGCCACGUGGUGGUUGCUCCACCACCCCACACGACCAUCAAUUGUGAUCCACCACUACAACCUCCACUUACCCCCUUCAUCCCUUUUGCUAGUCUCAUCUUUAUUCCAAAUUCAUAAGAGGAAAGUAGAACUUAAUUGGGUGAUUUUUGUAACUCUUGGUUGUGCAGUGACGCUUGCAGCAGGAGGAUCAUAGCCUGACAUGACAGGUAUAGGAGCUCUUUUUGCUAUGCAUUGGGGGAAAGAGUGGAGUACGAUCGUAACAAUUGUAUACAAAUAGUCCAAUGCAUGUAGCUGCUAUAACUUGUAAAGUUUUCUUUUGGGAUUGUGUAAAUUUCUUUUGUAUGGAGCCAUGUGACUCCUUGUAUAAUCCAUAGUAACGCUGUGUAAUUUUUGGAUGUAUAGCAGUGAAAAUACACCUUGAGUACCCGUCAAAUCGAUGCGUUAACACUGGAACCACGAUCCUCCUUAGAGUUGACGAUUUGAGGAGCCGACGAUGAUUCUUUCCGUCGUGACGUAUUCUUGAAAGCAUUAAAGGCCUUAGAUUAUUUUAGUUAUGUUAUCCAUGUAUAUAUUCUCGUCACAUCCUCAGUUUUCAGCAGAGAUGCUGCCGAAAUUUCCACUUACUCACCCUUUUUAAUUAAUCUUUAGCGUUUAUUCUAAUUAUUUUCCCUUUUUUUUUAUGUAACACCCGAAUUUCCUCCCUUCCUUCACGAUUCUGGUUUCGUUUAAGGGGUUUGAAAUUCAGGGGUGUUACAGUCUUAAUUUUUUAGACCCAUCGGAUCCGGAUCCGGGUUUGGAUCUAAAAAAAAUUUAACGGGUCCGAGUCUGGGUCCUAAGGUGAAGACCCGAACCCGAACCCAGACCCUAAACUUUUAAAUUUUAUAUUUUAAAUUUCUGAUUUCUUAAUUUAUUUCUAAUAUAAUGAAAAGUUGAAAACCCGUUUUUGCCUAAAGCCUAAAGCAGUAAAGCAAACUCCAGUAACCCUAAUUUUUCUUUCUCCUCUAACAUCUCUGCGCCUCCAUCGCCAUUCGCCAGCCAUCGCUAUUUAGACAAGUGUUUUUACGCUCUAGUAAUUAUUUUGUAUUUGAAUUUCAUGGACUCGAACAAGUGUUUGUAAUACAAUAAUAAGUUGCUUACAAAAAUACAAAAAGACUCGAAAAAGGUUCAAUUUUGACAAAUCAAAGAAGUUUUGUAUAAGACCCAUUAUGGACCCAUUAAGGACCCUAGACCCUGUCAGAUCCGUAGGGUCCGGGUCUGGGUCUGAAAAUUUUGGACCCUUAGGGUCCGGAUCCGAGUCGGGAUCCAAAAAAAAUAAAAGGGUCCGGGUCCGGGUCCGGGUCUGACCAGACCCGCCCCAUGACCAUCCCUAGUUUUGACCAAAUAGGUUUAGGUGUUUAAAAAUUAGUUUAGGUAUUAAACUAGCUUAAAAACUUUAUUAAUAAAAAUAUAAUAGUUUAGAAUAGUUUA